UUGUGGACUUCAUAAUGUCCCUUUCUAUUUUGCAAGGUGGUGCUAGUAGGCUGAGAUCAUUUUUAUUCUGAUUUUGCAUUUGUAGGAAAGAAAGCAUGAUGGACGACAUUUAAGUUACAAAGUAAAGAUAUUUCCUUAACAUAUGAAACACAACAACAUCACCAAUUACGCCUUACGUUAGUUAAUAAUAGCUAUAUGAAUCCUAACUUUCUAUUUUGCUCCAUUGGGACCCAUUUCUUUCCUAUAUUCAAUAACUUCAGUUUCUUAUAUGAGAUGUUCUCUACAAUUUCUACUGAUGUAUAAAUAUCUAAACAAACUAAAGAAGAUUCAUAAUGGCUAAAUCUUUAUCUAACUAGUUGGUAUCACUUAUAAAGAUAUGUUCCUUAUUUUCUUUUUUCACUGAGUCUGCAUCGAUUCGAGAGGUUGUUCGUCUUUUAAGAAAACUUCCUCCCAUCUGAUUUUGGCCAACUUGGUCUUUUUUAACAUCUUGAGUCAUCAUGGUUUCAUACGUAUGGAUUCGUUUAGAGGUCUGCAUAGGACAUGAACCAUCACUUGUGACUUUUACUCAUGUUUUUGUAUGGACUCAUGGAAGCAGGACGAAGGACUAGGACUAGAAACUUUACAUUACCUUCUGGAUGCAGACUUUGGAGGAAUAACAUAAAGGGAUAGAAAGACCUGAGUGGCUUUGUGACAUGCAAAGUAGGGGAUGGAAGAGAGUCAGAAUUUGGGGUUAGGUCUAAUAUGAAGAGAAAACGUUGAGAAGUGCCUUCUCUACUAAUAUGGAGUGUUGAGCUAGAAAGAGAUAAAGAUGCAACAUACUUUGGAAGUUGAUUAAUUAUGAGGUUGGUGAAAACACUCUACAAACAGAAAGAAAGACUCACUAGCCAGGACGCGUGGAGGUGGGGUUUGAGAAGUGAUUACGCGUUCUCGCUUAAGUCAUAUUACCACAAGCUUUUCGUGAGAGAAGGGUCGGGCUUCCGCAUGUCUCAGUUUGGAUUCCUAGGGCACCAGGUGUAAUUCCUCGAUUGGUUGGUUGUGUAAAGAGAGCGAUUUAAAUAUUGAAAACAACAUCAGGUAGGAUCUCUUACAUCUUUGGGGGUGACACAUAAUGAAUUUGGAAGGACAUUUUGGAGAGAAUUGUAGACCUUUAGAUGUUGGAUUAUCCAGAUUUGCCUUUGUCUCAAGCAACCAUGGAAAGUGAUGAAACAAGCAAGUGUCCUUCAGAUGACACCAGUAGUCUGCAAAGUGUUCGGCCUUUGCAUGGGAGGACGAGUGGUCCUAAAAGACGUUCCAGACAAUGGAUUCCCGAGGAGGAUGAAAUCUUGCGCCAAGCUGUCCAACAGUUUAAGGGGAAAAGCUGGAAAAAGAUUGCGGAAUGUUUUAAGGACCGGACAGAUGUGCAAUGCCUGCACAGGUGGCAGAAAGUUCUUGAUCCCGAACUUGUCAAAGGUUCAUGGUCUAAAGAGGAAGAUGAUAAACUAAUUGAAUUAGUGAGCAGAUUUGGCCCCAAAAAAUGGUCCACCAUUGCACAGGAGUUAGCAGGACGUAUUGGAAAGCAAUGUCGGGAAAGAUGGCACAAUCACCUGAAUCCUGCAAUAAAGAAAGAAGCUUGGACACAAGAGGAGGAAUUGACUCUAAUUCGUGCCCACCAAGCUUAUGGAAACAAGUGGGCAGAGUUAUCAAAAUAUUUGCCUGGAAGGUCAGACAAUGCAAUAAAAAAUCACUGGAAUAGUUCUGUCAAAAAGAAACUGGAAUCAUAUUUGGCAUCAGGUUUACUUGCACAGUUCCCUGCACUGCCUAAUGUCAACCAUCAGAACCAAUCAAUCCCUUCUUCGUCUAUGAAGUUGCAACAAAAUAGUGAAGAUGAAAGUGUUCACAAAGAAGGAACAGAAGCAGAGGAAGUUACGGAAUGUAGUCAAGGUUCGACUCUUGCUGGUUGUUCCCAGUCUACAAGUGACUGGGGCAAUACAUUUGUGCAUAUAAGAGAGAAUGGUGGGAUGUCGGAGGAAUCAAUUCGUGAAAAGAAUGCAAACUCCAGCGGGGCACCAUGUCCUAGGAACUAUACCCCAGCUUUUCGAGAUGUUUCUUGUUCAAUGCCAAAAGUUCCCAGUGAACUUGUGGAUUCCAAGUUCCAUGAGCAUAAGUUCUCAUAUGACUGGGUCAAUUCCAUAGGAGAAGAUUGGCAGUUUAAUAGGGAUGACAUACCUAGUAUUUCUCUUCCGGAGUUCAUUCAGGAAUCCUCAGGACAUUACAUGCACUGUUUACAUGGCAAUGAGAACCAUGAUUUGGUAACCUAUCCAUUGCAAACGGCAAUGGAAUCUGGAGCAACUUUUAACGUAGGAAACAUGGUUGAGGAUCCAUAUAAACCCAAUGAAAUGUUUGAUGGUUGCAGGAUCGUAUAUCCUGAGGCGGGAAUUCCUCAAUGCUCUCCGUCCGAAACUGGGGUUAAUGGCAGUGGUGAACCUGCAGAUUCGUCAAUUUACGAAUCAUCAAACUAUCAGAUCCCUGAAGCAGGAAAUAUGGCUCCACAAAACUGCAAUGCUUUAUGUUUUGAUGAUUUUGAAGCUUCAUUCCAUCAGCGAUUUUCUGUUCCUUCGCAAUUUUCUUCUGAGGAUAGAUCACUUGUGUUUGGUAUUGCUUCAGAUCAGUUCCAUUAUCCUCCACUUGAAAACCCAGUUCAAGAGUCCUUCACCAGUAGAUGUGAUGGUUUUAUAUGUCCAAGUGAGUUUGGCACCCCUUCCAAUGAAAAUGGCAUAGAGAAUGAGGUCAUGAAAGAUGAACCUGAUCAUACAAAAGAUUCCUCAAGGCUAGAAGAACAGAAAGAUGGAGGAUCUUUAUGCUACGAGCCUCCUCGCUUUCCAAGCUUGGAUGCCCCCUUCAUGUGUUGUGAUAUUAAACAAUCUGUUUCAGAUACACAGCAAGAGUACAGCCCUUUUGGCAUCCGCCAAAUGAUGAUGUCUUCUGCAAACUGCCUUACUCCAUUAAGGUUGUGGGACUCACCAUCAAAAGAUGAUAGUCCAGAUGCUAUCUUGAAAAGUGCUGCCAAAACUUUCACUGGGACACCUUCUAUAUUAAAGAAGCGACACCGUGAUUUGGUGUCGCCUUUGUCAGAAAAGAGAUGUGGGAAAAAGCUUGAAACUGAUCUCAAUAUGUUUGAGGAGUCAGCCAAUGAAAAAGUGUCUACUGAAGACAAAGAAAAUCUACGUCCAUCCUCAGAAGAUGGAAGAAAGGAGGAGGGUGAUGGAGUAACUGGACUUUCAUGCAAUGGAAAUUCAGAGAGACAAUUAGAUGGUGGUGGUGCUCACUACCAUAAAGAGCUCCAUAGUGAAAGAAAUGGAGCCAAUGAUGCAACGGGAAAGGUAAAACAACCUUCUGGAGUUCUGGUUGAGCUUCGCUCAAAUGACAUGCUUUUCUCUCCUGAUCGUUUCUUGAUCAAGUGUGAUAGAGCUACAAGUCUGAGUAAUAAAGCUUUAGGUAACCAGUAUGCUAGACGACUUGAAGCUGCAUCAAAUCAAGUUACUGCUUCAUCCUCCUUUGAGACUUCAUGCUUGUCUAUUGUUUGCUCUCCUGACAUACUUGGGAAGCAUAGAAGCACAACGCAAUCUACUAUGUCAAUUGCAUUGGAGAAUACAGCUGAAAAUUCUGAAAAUGGAUUUGGUGCUGAGACUUCAAACAUAUUUGGAGAGACACCUUUUAAAAGGAGUAUUGAAUCUCCUUCAGCAUGGAAAUCUCCAUGGUUCAUGAAUUCUUUUCUGUCUAGCCUAAGCUAUGAUACAGAACUUGCAUUUGAGGAUCUUCUUUUUAUGAGCCCGGGUGAUAGAAGCUAUGAUGCUAUUGGGUUAAUGAAGCAAUUAAGUGAGCAAACUGCACCUUCAAUUGCUGAUGCCCGUCAGAUCUUGGGAAAUGAAACUCCAGAAACAAUCCUGUCGGAAAGGAAUUCCAAGAAACAGAAAACAGAUGAAAAUUGUGCCCAGGCUUCAAAUGCUAUCAGUGAGAGACGCACACUUGAUUUCAGUGAAUGUGGAACGCCGGGAAAGGGAAAAGAGACUACCAAAUUUGGAAGCAACAGCAGCUUUUCCAGUCCUUCCUCCUACCUGUUGAAGUGCUGCAGAUAGAAAGUCCUUUUAGGAUAGAAGGUUUUCUUCCCUCAAAGGUACUUGUUUGUCGGAACAUAUAGAUUCUAUUCAUUCAUUAAAUGUAUGCUUCAUUCCCCUUUGCUAAAUGCGGAAGCCAAUAGUACAUUCCCUCUUCUCUGAGCUUCAUUUUGCAGGAAGCAUGGUAAUGUUAAAAAAGGGGAGAAUAGAAAGCUGUGUAGAUUCUUUUUUUGAAGUAGUAAGUUUGAAGAAACUUUCUGUAGGUUGGGUGAGGUUAUGAGCAUUUGUACUUCACAUAUUGGACAAAGUGGACUAGAUUGACUAAAAUUGGGUUUGCUUUGGUAAGUUCCAAUUUGUUUGGGGCUGAGACGUAA
Molecule: messenger RNA, 4468 nt
Organism: Lycium ferocissimum
Lineage: Eukaryota; Viridiplantae; Streptophyta; Magnoliopsida; Solanales; Solanaceae
Product: transcription factor MYB3R-1-like
Exons: 12
Coding region: 1152-4115 (987 amino acids)
Biological process (GO): regulation of DNA-templated transcription
Cellular component (GO): nucleus
Molecular function (GO): RNA polymerase II cis-regulatory region sequence-specific DNA binding; DNA-binding transcription factor activity, RNA polymerase II-specific
Source: RefSeq, a predicted model, not a curated record